AUGGCAUAUUUGGCUAGAUACACGAAUGAUAUGCUAAAAGAUAAAGAAAACGAAAAAUCUUUCAAAAACCUAACACUUCCCAGAAUCAACUUUUUCACAUGGUUUAAGCUAUGGCGUAUUCCAUCGAUACGAGUUUUAAUUAAUCUAGCCAAAUGUGAUGAAAAUUGGGAGUUAGAAAAUACUUUGAGCAAAAUUGUAUUUGGGAAAAUUCUGAAAAGCAAAGUUCCAGAGUGGAUCGUAUUGUUUCCUGAAGUAAAUAUAUGGACCGAAGAGGAUUCUUCGUUACAAAAAAUUCAGAGUGAAAAGUUUUAUUUACCAACUUUACAGAAUAUAUUAUAUCCAAGGUUUUCCGCUUUCUACAAUGUGGUUUCGACAUUGAAUAGCAAAGAGUAUUCUAAAUUUAAUCAGCUUUAUGAUGUAUCAGUUUUAUAUGAAUCGAAAACUACAGGGACUAUGACACUUACCAACAAACAACCUGCCAGUGAAAGUAUUGCAAUCAGUCCAUUGCAGAAAUCCCUGAAUAGUGAAAUGAAUUUAGUGUCUCCAAGUUUAUUGGAUAUAUUCUCCUCGGAAAACCCAAUUACAGUACACAUUCAUGUUAAAUCCAAGAGGUUACUGAGGGUUCCAACAAAACGGAGCAAAAUAGAGAAAUGGUUAGAAAAUACGUGGGUAGAAAAGGAUAAGUUUCUAGAACAAUGGAAAGCGGAAAUUUCAAAACCUACAGUAUCUGUUUAUAAUUGUAAAACUUCUCAAAAUAGCAUACCACCAAUUAAAACUGGAGUCGAAAAAUAG
Molecule: messenger RNA, 792 nt
Organism: Debaryomyces fabryi
Lineage: Eukaryota; Fungi; Ascomycota; Pichiomycetes; Serinales; Debaryomycetaceae
Exons: 1
Coding region: 1-792 (263 amino acids)
Cellular component (GO): endomembrane system
Molecular function (GO): acyltransferase activity
Source: RefSeq, a predicted model, not a curated record